AUGAUUGAUGAAUACGAAGAGAUGACUAUUGCAUCAACUAGCAUUUACCAUAGUUUCUGGAGCGGGGACCCAGGACGAGGCUUCGACUUCGCCCUUGUAAAGCUCCCAUCCAACUCCAGUCAGCAGCCAAUCAAACUCAUUUCAGAUGACGUGGAUCUGGACCAAGAGGCGCCACUGAUGCUGGCGGGCUGGGGCCGGAUCCAGGGGAGUGGACCAUUUGCCCUGACUUUGCAGGUGGCGGAAGAUUUGCCAUUCAUUUCAAAGGAAAAUUGCGAGCAGACCCCAAUAGGAAGUGCAGCUGAGGACUUGCUUUGUGUUGGCGUUGGGAAGGCUGGCUCGUGUUCUGGUAAGUUGAAAAUUGCACUUAUAGUCUCCUUACUUUUGUGUUCAGUCUUCCAUCCCCUCCAUCGAGUUUGA
Ostreobium quekettii is the source of this 417-nucleotide messenger RNA. Lineage: Eukaryota; Viridiplantae; Chlorophyta; Ulvophyceae; Bryopsidales; Ostreobiaceae. The record is from the annotation of a GenBank genome assembly.